This is a messenger RNA of Lucilia cuprina (Australian sheep blowfly), 2473 nucleotides long. RefSeq names its product F-box/WD repeat-containing protein 11 (gene slmb). The coding region runs from base 711 to 2243 and encodes 510 amino acids. Gene Ontology annotation, molecular function: protein dimerization activity. The record is from RefSeq and is a predicted model, not a curated record. NCBI's taxonomy places the organism in Eukaryota, Metazoa, Arthropoda, Insecta, Diptera, Calliphoridae. The transcript has 8 exons.
ACGGCUGCAUAUUUUAUGCAUUUUUAGUGCUGUGAAAACUUAAUAAUUUUUUUUAGAAAACAAUUAUAAUUCCAAAUAUAACAAACAAAUGCAAGAAAAUUAUUAUUACAAAAUUAAAAGCAAAAAAAGUACAAUUCUUUAACGAAUGACUUGCGCUUGUUCAUCGUCUUGAAAGUGGAAAGAAGAAAAAAUACGAACGAAUUUUAGUGUGAGACAAAAAGAAAUAGACAAUGUUAAAUUUUGCCCAUGGCAAAGGUUAUAAGUGCAAAAGGGUAGGCUAUAUAAUGCAAAACCUUUAAGAAAACAUUUGCCUGCCUAAACCGUGAGAGAGCAAGAGAAACAACUACUGCUAUUUGAAAACGUAAAAACACUAUAUCUCUCUUAUAAAUCAUAAUUGAAGAAGUGUACGUGUUGUUAUUGUAAAAAAAACGCGAGUGUAUUUUAUGAGAAGAUUGCAACUUUUUUUAUUUAAUUUUUUUCCUUCAAAUUUCACUGUGAUUUUUAUUUUCAUUUUUUAUUUUGUACAAUUUGUCAUUUAAUAAUAAUUUUUUGUGCGUGUAUUACAAACAAAAUUAUCCAAUAAAAAUAAGUAAUUUUAAUUAUAAUUAGAUUUCCCUGUGAAAUCUAAAUUAUUGUUCUUAAACAUUGUGUUUUAAAGAAAAAUAAAAACCUUUUAUUAGAAAUUUAGUUAAAGUUUUAAUAAAAAAAAUAUGAUGAAAAUGGAGACUGAUAAAAUUAUGGAUGAAACUAAUUCCAAUUCACAACCUUUUACUUCAACCAUGCUGUAUGAUCCCGUACGCAAGAAAGAAUCCUCCCCCACAUUUCAAGUUGAACGUGAAACCUGUUUGACAUACUUCUCACAAUGGAAUGAAGCUGAUCAAGUGGAUUUUGUUGAACAACUACUGUCACGCAUGUGCCAUUAUCAACAUGGUCAUAUCGAUGCGUUUCUAAAGCCAAUGUUACAGAGAGAUUUUAUUUCAUUAUUACCGAAAAAAGGUUUGGAUCAUAUUGGUGAAAAUAUCUUAUCAUAUUUGGAUGCAGAUUCUUUAAAGGCCGCUGAAUUAGUAUGUAAAGAAUGGUUACGCGUUAUAUCAGAGGGUAUGCUCUGGAAGAAAUUAAUCGAACGUAAAGUUCGUACAGAUUCCUUAUGGCGUGGCUUGGCCGAACGACGUGGUUGGAUUCAACAUUUAUUUAAACCACGUCCUGGUUCGAUACACAGACCACAUUCUUUUUAUCGGGCAUUAUUUCCUAAAAUUAUGAAUGACAUUGAAAGUAUUGAAAAUAACUGGAGAACAGGACGUCAUAUGUUGCGUCGCAUCAAUUGUCGUUCGGAAAAUUCAAAAGGUGUUUAUUGUCUGCAAUACGAUGACGUUAAGAUUGUAUCAGGUUUACGUGAUAAUACCAUUAAAAUAUGGGAUCGUACGGAUUUGCAAUGUGUAAAGACUCUAACUGGUCACACUGGUUCAGUUUUGUGUCUUCAAUACGAUGACAAAGUCAUUAUCAGCGGUUCAUCCGAUUCAACGGUACGCGUCUGGGACGUUAAUACCGGUGAAAUGGUCAAUACCCUCAUACAUCAUUGUGAGGCCGUUUUACAUUUACGUUUCAAUAAUGGCAUGAUGGUUACCUGCUCUAAGGAUCGUUCAAUUGCUGUUUGGGACAUGACUUCGCCAAGUGAAAUAACUUUACGUCGUGUUUUGGUGGGUCAUCGUGCCGCUGUCAAUGUCGUUGAUUUCGAUGAGAAAUAUAUUGUGUCGGCUAGUGGUGAUCGUACAAUUAAGGUUUGGUCAACUUCAUCGUGUGAAUUUGUGCGCACGUUAAAUGGUCAUAAACGUGGCAUUGCCUGUUUGCAGUAUCGUGAUCGUUUAGUGGUCAGUGGUAGUUCAGAUAAUUCAAUAAGACUUUGGGAUAUUGAAUGUGGUGCUUGCCUACGUGUGCUUGAGGGUCACGAAGAAUUGGUACGUUGCAUACGUUUCGAUUCCAAACGUAUUGUUAGCGGUGCCUAUGAUGGCAAAAUCAAAGUAUGGGAUUUAGUGGCAGCUUUAGAUCCAAGAGCACAAUCCAAUUCAUUGUGUCUGAAUACUUUAGUGGAACACACUGGUCGCGUUUUCCGUUUACAAUUCGAUGAAUUUCAAAUUGUCAGCAGCUCACAUGAUGAUACAAUAUUAAUAUGGGAUUUUCUUAAUUUUACACCAAAUGAGAAUUCUACAGUUCGCACACCUUCACCUGCUCUCAUGGAACAUUAACAAUUUAUAAAAGAUCAGAUGCUUAGACAUGACGGUUUAGCUGUUUUUUUGGAUUACGGUAAAUUUGAAAAAACGUAACAGCUGUUGUUGAGUGUGUGUGCAUGGGUCUCAAAUCAUUCAACAUUGUUGCGUUUUUAAACAAAAAAUAUUCCGUUACACUUGUGCAACCGAUCUCUCUCCCUUUUAAUCUCUACUAAUAAAACAACAACAACUUCUCUUAUUAAAAAAAA